AUGGUUCAUACCAAAUGGCCGGUGCUUGGAGUGGGAUUACUUCACCAAGCUUCGAAUUUAGCCGUCGUUUUAAUUCCAGUUUUGGUCCACAUUAUGUUGAUAGGUUGCUGGAAACAUGUCUGGCAUGGAAGGAUUAGCCUGUUGAAUGGAGCAUGGCCAUGGUCACGUCUGAUAGCAGAUACUUGCUUUAUGAUAUUCCCUAUUAUCAGUGUCACUUUAUCUGCAGUAUUAAGAGCAUCAUCUGACCAUGGCCAAUCAGUUUUGAAGACAGGAAUAUUAAG
Paraglomus brasilianum is the source of this 281-nucleotide messenger RNA. NCBI's taxonomy places the organism in Eukaryota, Fungi, Glomeromycota, Glomeromycetes, Paraglomerales, Paraglomeraceae. The record is from the annotation of a GenBank genome assembly.